AUGCGCUCCUUCGCCAUCCUCUCCGCUGCCGGCCUCGCCGCCGCCCAGUUCACCUCCAUCGUCAUCACCGACGGCAUCACCGCCACCGUGACCCUCCCGGUCUUCCCUGAGCCCACCGCCACGGCCAUCGUGACCGAGACCGUCCCCUUGACCACCGUCACCGCUUCCCCCGAGCCUUCGGUCUCCACCACCGUCACCGUCCCGGAGGGCACCACCACCGUCUCCGAGGGCCUCACCACCGUCCCAGGAGGAGGCUUGACCACCACCACCCAGGUCGUCGUCAGCGACCCUCCCGUCACCGUGACGACUGCCAUCGUCGUCCCCACCGGAACCGACCCCGUCGAGACUCUCCCUACCAUUACCGACUCUGCCAUUCCUUCCAUCACCGCCGUCAUUCCUCCCAUCAUCAACACUACUCUCUCAACCCUCACCCAGACGUACUUCACCUCGUCUCCCAACGCCACCACCACCGGCCCCGUCACCGUGCCCACCGCUGCCGCCGACAAGGUCCAGAGCUCUGCUGCUGGCCUGAUUGCCUUUGGCAUUGCCAGCUUCUUCCUUUUGUAA
Messenger RNA from Colletotrichum abscissum, 567 nucleotides. RefSeq lists its product as uncharacterized. The coding region runs from base 1 to 567 and encodes 188 amino acids. The record is from RefSeq and is a predicted model, not a curated record. The transcript is spliced from 2 exons. NCBI's taxonomy places the organism in Eukaryota, Fungi, Ascomycota, Sordariomycetes, Glomerellales, Glomerellaceae.